UCAGACCGAAAAUGGGAAAAUAAUAAUUAACGACUUUUCUGUAACCAAAUUAAAAAUUAUAAUACAUCUAUCAAGCUUAGCUGUAUACAUGUAUAUGAAAGAGGGAGAGGAAGGAGAAGAAGAAUAUCACAACUAUCCAAAUAUCGUCUUAGUAGCAGCCAUGAAUUCAAAUUCAGUCGGUGAAUUUCGUGAGGGAGAAAUCGAUGGAAACCCAUUUCUCAUAUACACUUUGUUAUCUCAAACCGAGAACCCUUCUUCCCGUGAAGCAGCUGUUGAUUCCGAUGGAGGGACUGUGGACGACCUCUCUGUUGAGCCUCUGAUCCUCUGUCCUACUUUACGUCUCAAAGUUAAAAAUUUAAAGCCAUACACGAGUGAUUCAGAUCGUAGCUUUUUCCCGUUGGUUGUUUCCUCUCACUUCCCUACCAUACAAAGCGGUCAUCAACAACCCGAGUAUAUGCUUCAAUCCUACAGCUGUAAGCUCCCUUUACUCCCUCUCUUUUGGUGCGACAAUAAAAACCCUAAUAUUUACGAUUUCAUUUGCCGUGCGUGCACAACCAUAGAGCAAGGCACAAGCUAUUACGUUUGUGUCACAUGUGGUGACCAGUUUCACAAAGAAUGUGUUGGUGCUCCACUCGAGUUCAAACACCCUUUCUAUCCAUCUCUUUCUCUCCAACUUUAUAGUCCUCCCUCCGGCCGCGUAUUAUGUUCAUGUUGUCAAAAACCUAUCUAUGGCAUGAAUUAUUAUUGUCCUACCAGCAACUUCACUUUGCAUCUGUUUUGUGCUUUCAAGCCAAUACCCUUUGUUAUAGAUCACCCCAAAAGGCAUCCCCAUCCCCUCACCUUUUUUCCCAAACAAUCUUUCUUACCUUGCCAUGUUUGUAGCCUCAUUAAAAAAUUCAUUCCAACCUAUAUUUGUAUUCGAUGCGCCUUCGUAGUCCAUCAAGAUUGUAUCUAUUUCCCGUAUGUCAUAAAAAUAUCUCGCCACCACCAUCGUAUCUCUUAUACCUCCUCUCUUUCAUCCGGAAAAUGGUCUUGUGGAGUUUGUCGUCAAGAGGUUGACAACGACUAUGGUGCCUACUCUUGCAACAAGUGUGAUGACUAUUUUGUUCAUUCAAGAUGCGCGUUGCGGAGAGACAUAUGGGAUGGGAUAGAACUCGAGGGAGUACCUGAAGAACUUGAGAUAAUUGUUGAGCCAUUUAUAACAAUAUCUGAUGGAAUAAUACUCCAUUUUUCUCAUGGUCAUCAUCUGAAACUCGAUACCAGUAAAGCUUACGAUGAAAACAAGCUUUGUCAAGCGUGCACCCUUCCGAUCUACGAGGGUGGCUAUUAUUCAGGUGUGGAUGAGUGUGACUUCAUCCUCCACGAAGCAUGUGCAAAUGCACCUUGCAAGAAAUAUCAUGCGUUGAAUCCUUAUCCACUCACACUAAAGGUUGUCACUAAUGAAUAUCAUGACAACAAAGGACGUUUUCGUUGUGAUGCUUGUCAGCGUGAAAGUUGUGGUUUUGUCUAUGUGGACGAUUUCAGAGGAUGUUAUGCUGAUACAAAAGAUUAUAAAUUUAAAAUAGAUAUACGAUGUGCCUCGGUUUCUGAACCAUUUGAUUAUCUAGGUCAUGAGCAUCCCUUAUACCUAGCUUUGAAUCCAGAAGAAGAGGAGUCAGCAAUAUGUCACAUAUGCCAAGAAAGUAAAGAUGAGUCGUUUUCUUGUAAAAAACUAAAUUGCAUUGAAUGUGAUUUUGUGAUAUGCUUCAAGUGUGCUACCUUACCAUACAAGGCAAGGUAUCAACAUGACAAACAUUUCCUCAAGUUUUAUGAAGCGAAAGAGGCAAAUGAUCAUUCAGAGUGGUGUGAUGUAUGCGAAAGAAGAAUAGCAGAUUUGAGAAAGAAAGGGUUCUAUUCAUGCGACGACUGUUGCACCACUCUUCAUAUUGAUUGUUUGCUUGGGGAAGACAUGUAUAUGAAGCCUGGUCACACCAUAAUGUAUAAUAUGACGGGUUCCCGCAAACAUUAUCAGAAGAAGCUUCAUAUUCAUAGCAACAAUACUUUGUCUCGGCCAUUUUGCAGUGAGUGCGGGGAGCGUUGUCGACAGAAAAUAGUUUUCGAAUACAAAGAAAAAUAUAUAUUUUGUGCUGUAUCUUGCCAGAAGCUUGUAAUUGAUUACUCAUAGGCCAUAGCCAGACGCUUUGUAAUAUCUAAUCUCUCCAAAUUUCGUUAUUAAAAUGCAAUGUCAUCUUUUUGUUUCUUAU
Molecule: messenger RNA, 2243 nt
Organism: Arabidopsis thaliana (thale cress)
Lineage: Eukaryota; Viridiplantae; Streptophyta; Magnoliopsida; Brassicales; Brassicaceae
Product: Cysteine/Histidine-rich C1 domain family protein
Exons: 1
Coding region: 89-2164 (691 amino acids)
Source: RefSeq, marked reviewed